AAGAGCAGAGGGCACUGCCAUGGUAUGAGACAGGAGCCCAAGGAGAGAGAAACCCUAGAGUCAAGGAGCAAGGCAAGGAAAGCAAGGGGAUCCGGCCAGAGGAAUCUGAACACAAGCCAAGAAGGGUCUGAGAGCUGAGCUGCAGGAAUGGCACUAAGGAUGCUCUGGGCUGGACAGGGCAAGGGGAUCCUGGGAGGCUGGAGGAUCAUCGGCUUGGUGGUGUCUCUGCUCCUGCAGCACCCGGGAGUUAACAGCAAGUGUUACUUCCAAGCUCAAGCCCCCUGCCACUAUGAUGGGAAAUAUUUCACUCUGGGUGAAUCCUGGCUCCGCAAGGACUGCUUCCAUUGUACCUGUCUGCAUCCUGUUGGUGUGGGCUGCUGUGACACGUCUCAGCAUCCCAUUGACUUCCCCGCUGAGUGUGAAGUACGCCAGGAGGCAGGAACCUGUCAGUUCUCUCUGGUGCAAAAAUCUGACCCUCGGCUGCCCUGCAAAGGGGGAGGACCCGACCUAGAAUGGGGCUCAGCUAACACCCCUGUUCCUGGGGCUCCUGCUCCCCACUCCAGCUAAAGGAUCACCCAUCUGCUGACUGCUCACCGCUGCUGCCACUUCCAGGGAAACCACUAGCAGCUGCCAACUUACU
Peromyscus eremicus (cactus mouse) is the source of this 640-nucleotide messenger RNA. It is a transcript of the gene Msmp, whose product is annotated as microseminoprotein, prostate associated. NCBI's taxonomy places the organism in Eukaryota, Metazoa, Chordata, Mammalia, Rodentia, Cricetidae. The transcript is spliced from 3 exons. The record is from RefSeq and is a predicted model, not a curated record. The coding region runs from base 148 to 567 and encodes 139 amino acids.